This is a messenger RNA of Oppiella nova, 795 nucleotides long. Lineage: Eukaryota; Metazoa; Arthropoda; Arachnida; Sarcoptiformes; Oppiidae. The record is from the annotation of a GenBank genome assembly.
GAUCGAGAAAUGGGUCUCAUUUGGUUCGUACCGAAAGCCCACAAAUCACUGAUAUAUUAUCCUACACUGGAAGCGCUAAAACUUAAUAAAGUACAGGCGCUGGACAUCGCGUGCGCCACCAAUGAACUGAUCGUAUUGACCGACUCGGGUGUUAUCUUCAGACGCGAGGGAAUGGACGCCACGAAACCCGUGGGAACCAAAUGGAUGCUCAUUAAGAACAACAAAAGCAAAUCCAGGAUUACGUCGGUUAGUGUCCACACGAAAGAGUCGAUUCUGUGGUGUUGUGACACAAACGGCGAGACGUGGACUCACACUAUGCGGCCGCACAAGUGGUCUCUCAUUAACGACUAUAACUCGCAUUCAAUCGAAAUGAGAAAAGUUUGCGUUUCGGUCACCGACUGGACAGUGGUCUGGGGUAUCGACAGGAGCGGCAAGAUUUUCGUCAGAACUUUCAACAAAUCCGUGGAUCAGAAGCAAGACUUUCGCGGCGAUGAAUGGCUUCUCAUGGACGGCAUUCUCGCCACAGAUAUCGCACUCUAUGACCACACAGUGAUUAUUGCGGUCGAAGGCAACCAAUUGUUUAGACGAAGUGCCAAAAUAAGACAAAGUGAUAGCAGUAAUGAGUGGCAGCCAGUGGUCGUACCAGACAUUCCUCCCGAAGAUUCCGUUACUUCUGUUUCAGUGACUGAAAAUAAUGACAUUUGGAUAAUGACUGCCACGGGUUUGGUUUGGCAUACAAUCAAUCAGUUGGACAGACAUUCAGUGAAAGAGGAGUCCGAUUGGCUUAUCAUCUGA